Messenger RNA from Lontra canadensis (Northern American river otter), 3533 nucleotides. RefSeq names its product zinc finger C2HC-type containing 1A (gene ZC2HC1A). NCBI's taxonomy places the organism in Eukaryota, Metazoa, Chordata, Mammalia, Carnivora, Mustelidae. The record is from RefSeq and is a predicted model, not a curated record. The transcript is spliced from 10 exons. The coding region runs from base 56 to 1144 and encodes 362 amino acids.
GUGGUGGCGGCGGGUGUUGGGGGAGAAAUCUCGGGGAUCCAAAGGUGGUGGCGCAAUGGAGGGACUGGAAGAAAAUGGAAGUGUCCAAGUAGGAGAAUUGUUACCUUGCAAGAUUUGUGGAAGAACGUUCUUUCCAGUGGCAUUAAAAAAGCAUGGACCCAUUUGCCAGAAAACUGCCACUAAGAAGCGCAAGACUUUUGAUUCAAGCAGACAAAGAGCUGAAGGAACUGAUAUUCCAACAGUAAAGCCUCUUAAACCUAGGCCUGAACCACCAAAGAAACCAUCUAAUUGGAGAAGAAAACAUGAAGAAUUCAUUGCCACCAUAAGAGCAGCUAAAGGCCUUGAUCAGGCACUUAAAGAGGGUGGAAAACUUCCUCCUCCUCCUCCACCUUCUUACGAUCCUGAUUAUAUUCAGUGUCCAUAUUGCCAGAGGAGAUUUAAUGAAAAUGCAGCUGACAGACAUAUUAAUUUCUGUAAAGAACAGGCAGCACGUAUUAGUAAUAAAGGCAAAUUUUCUACUGAUACCAAAGGAAAGGCGACUUCUCGGACACAGUAUAAGCCUCCUGCACUUAAAAAGUCAAAUUCUCCUGGAACUGUACCAUCAGGAUCUUCACGGUUACCACAACCAAGUGGCACUAGCAAAACUGUUGUAGGUGUGCCUUCAGGUAAAGUGUCUUCAGUUAGCAGCUCUUUGGGAAACAAACUUCAGACCUUAUCUCCUUCCCAUAAAGGGAUAGCAGCCCCUCAUGUAGGUAAGAUGGACAAGUUAGGCCCUCCACUUCGAACUGGAAGACAUGUGCAAAGGUUGUAUGACAGUGAUACAAAAUCAGACAGUGCCAUCAAAAGACAUGAGUUAUUACCCAUUUACAAAACUAACAUCAAACCUCGAAAUUCCACACCACCAAGUUUGGCAAGAAAUCCUUCCUCAGGUGUGGUUACAAACAAAAGAAAAACAUAUACUGAGAGCUACAUAGCCAGGCCAGAUGGAGACUAUGUAUCUUCACUUAAUGGCGGAAACAUUAAAGUCAUGGAAGGAAAUUCAACAGGACACUUACCAAAAUUCUGCCAUGAGUGUGGGACUAAAUACCCUGUAGAAUGGGCAAAGUUUUGCUGUGAAUGUGGCAUUCGAAGAAUGGUUCUGUGAAUAGAGCCCAAAAAAAGCUAAGUCCAGAAUUUUAUGAUUGUUGCUGCUUGGACAGCUAGAGCACUUCCUUUAGUGAUUUUAUGCUAAAAUUAUUCAAAAUACUUUUUUCAGCAAUUUUUGGAGCAUAGUUCUUUGGCUGUGAAAUGUGUGUGUAUAUAUAUGAAUGUGUACAUAUACUGUAUAUAAUAAAUACCUGAUACCCCAAACUGUGCCAUUCAAGGAAAUAGUCACUCAUCUGUCAGAGAAUAAUUUCAAGUGGAAUCAUUAACUUAGGUAAUACUUUUCUGUUACAGUUGUUGAAGCACAUUAAGCAUACCUUCACAAAAUCAAAUGCUAGUGCUCAGCCCUUCAAGCUUUAGGAUGAUCGUUACUUUGAGGAAAAGUCAGAACAAACAUUUUUGUUAUUGUUGCCUAUUUUCACGUAGUAUAAGAUUGGAUGCUUGGAAUUUUGCAAGAGAGUAUUUUCAGUUGCAGUUAGUUAUGUAAGGUCAUUUUCCUGUAGAGCUGUUUUACAGUUAAUUUUAUAAAUAUUUAAAAAAGAGAGGAAUUCAACCUCUACAGGUCUUUGUUGUCCUUUACUCAGUAUAUCAUUAAUUAUAUAAUUUAGAGAUCUUUAUUUAUUCUUUAAAAUGUAAUUAUGCAGUUUCCUUUUCAGAGACACAAGACUAAAAAAUAUAAAUGUAUUUUAUUCUAGUUGUAACUUAAUGACUUUUUUUUAACCUCUGUGUGUUAGUUGAAUGUAUAUUCUUUCUAUUUCUAAUUGUGUCUCCAUGUUUCACUUUUUUCUUUUUCAUUACCUCAUGUCUGAGGAGUUUAGUUUACUACUUCCUUAUUUUUGCAAAGUUUGAAAAUAAUUAUUUAAUGUAAGAGGCACAAGACUCCUUGCAAAAUUCUACAUGUUCAUUUCUGUGUCUGAAUUUAGAAGAAAUUAUUUUAAUGGAUUUCAAAGCAAACCACCUGACCCUAAUAAAUAAUUUGGAUAAUUAAUCAUUACUGCAGGGCAUGCAGGUAAAAAGUAUUAUUUUUUAAUUUCCCUUGAAGUAUAGAUGUAGUGAUGAGUUGGUUAGGGUCUAAUUUUUCCUACUUAUAUUUUCUGUUUAGUGUUUAAUAUUGAAAUACCAUUCACAUCACAGUAAAAAAAAAAACUGAAAAUGCACUGCUUUAAUGCACAGCUGACUUACGUAAUUAAACAUUCACAAAAACUUAAUUAUACUUUAACUUUGGCUAAAAUACAGCUUUUAAUUGUCACACUUUCAGUGUGACAGUAUUUAGUAGAUUCUUUGAUUGCCUGUGCAGCCCAGGUUCAAUAAUUCCUUAGUAAUUUCUGUUGAAUGGAAAGAAAACAGCUUUGUGUAAGCAAAUCUUCUAUAGGCCAUUUCUAAUUUCUCAUUUAUGAUUAUGAUCAACUGUGUAAGGGUUAAUGUAGAAAUUUGUGGCUUUUAAUUUUCUCUGAAAUUUAUUUAUGCUUAUACUUUAUAAUUGUAUUCAUUAGUGUUUUUGGUUUUGGUUGUUGUUGUUGUUGUUGUUGUUUUCCGUUCAGGCAAGGGAUGUAAACUUUGAGGUAAUAGGAAUUGUCAUUUUAUUUACCUUAUAGUUUCUUUCCUGACUUUUCAUUAACUUUUUUAACCUGAUUGUCUUUAUUCAGUCAUUGGUCUAAAAAAAGAGUCCAUUAGCUAGAUUAAACUUUAAUUAAUUUAGGAGAAUAAUGUACAUAAAUUAGAUUUUCAUUUCAAUGAUAUGUGUUAUUCUGUCCUGUUAUAAAUCAUACAAAGAACUUUCAACUUUGUUUUCCCUGGAACUGAGCACUAUUUUUCGUUUUCCAAGUUUGUUUUUGUUUUUGUUUUUUAAGACCAUACAAUUUUUACCCUAGGAAGGAGUAGGUAAAUGAGCUCAAAGUGGCACAUGUUUGUUUCUCACAGAAUUUCGCAGUAGCCAGUAAAUGUUAUAAUGUACUACAUGGAAAAUGAGUUGGUAAAAAAUCAUCCAAUUCUAGAACCCAGAGAUUAUUAUAAACAGUAAGUAGGUGAAGUACACUUAUGAAUUAUGAAACAUGUUGUGACAGUGUAUUUAAAUGCAUUUUUGUAUUACUUACAUAUAUUAUUCUCACAUUGAUUUGUUGUACAGUAGUUCAGUUUAUAAGAAAUUUUCCUAGAUCUAUGCAUCAUUUACUUUUUUAUUUAUUUUCACAAGUAUUUGCAGUGUGGUCGAAUUAAAAAAAUGAUUGUAAGCUUAAAUUAAAAAUGUAAAAGUUGCUUAUAUAUUAUUCUGAAAGUCAUUAGCUUGAAAAAUAAGAUUAUUAUGGUUGCUGUUGUCUCUUGUCCACUCUGUUUUUUAUUACAAAUACUGUCUUCAUUUUUGAACCAAUUCAAUAAAGACAGAAAGCAAAAAA